CAUAAAAAUGCUUCCUUUUUUUUAUCGGGUUCAUAACUUAAUGAAUUCGCGUCCGGUCAAUUGGCUUGGUCCAUCGAUCUGAAUCGGCCUAGACUACGCCUCCAGGGCCUAAACUUGUCAAGCUAGACAUGAUAGCCAGAGUACAUCCUGGGAAACUGUUGCAGUUAAGCUACUCGUGGCUUGUCAUUCAGCUACCUCCUAUCCAGUAAUUUCGCUUUUUCUCGCCGUCUCUGGUGCCAUAGCUUGAGCUUGAGUAACGGCGGUUCCCGAAGCCACCUUAUUCUCAGUACCAUUAACUCAAUACAUAACUCUCGUUGGAAAUGAUUGGCCAGGGGCGAGGAUUAAGCAACUUUUUCAGCUAACUACUCGCUGCGUUAAUUUACCCUACCGAUUUUGUCGAUAUAGUUGUCCUGUCAUCCAUAUCAAUAUUGCUGCGGAAGACCACCAAAAGGCUUUCACUGGGCAGUUUAGCAAUGGGGGUCUGUCACGUUACGUCAAGCGCCUCACUUCUUCUUACCUGCUUCUCUCUGCAGAAUGAAUGCUGUUUUCGCCUACGAAAGUCGUGUUCGGAUCAAGGAACCACGGUCAAAGCGAACUAUCUUCCUAUGCAGCAAAUACAAUGCCUGUGUCUGAUUCGAGCCGGUACUGGUGAUUCAACAGUGGGAUUUAAUUCAUGUAGACACAUGGCACGUGGCAAAAUCAAGGUUUUAGAGGAAUCCAAGCUUAGAAGUUGCCAAUUUGUGGUACGACCAGAUCGAGUAGACACAGGAACUCGAACCGGACUGGCAACGCACUCCACCUCGACGACUUUAGCGCGACGUGGGAUAUCCUUGUCUUAAUGAACAUGGAGUUUCCAACCCAUCUUAGCUGCAAUAUUAUACUGCCAUAUUUCCAAGCUCUAUAGAUUUGAAGAGAAAUCAUCUACUAACAGGUAGCUAACCUAGGUACCUUGGGUAAAUUCGGAUAGGUACUGACUCUACGCGCGUCUCUACUACGCUAUCUACCCAAUUCCUAGCGUUAGUUUGCCUUUGUGCAUUAUAACCGUCGUUUGUCUAAUUGCGCUCAAACAAAACCCCUCGCAAAGAGACUUUACCUAACGCAAGAUUCGAUUGGCUAUCCCAACCCAACCUUACGGGUGGCCACUUGGAAUAUCAGUAAAAAUAACAUAAGCUUAUAGUGGUAAAGAAGUUUAUGAGGUUGCACUGAUCGCCAUCUUAACUAGGAUCGACAUCCACUCGUAAUGAUAUAGGGCUCAAACAUUACCUACCUACCUCUAUCUAUUUAAUAUUAGAUGGGUUCAGCGUACUGUACCAGCCCCAAUGAUACCAGCCUCGAUAUAUAGUCUGUAUAUCUUCGAU
Messenger RNA from Daldinia caldariorum, 1358 nucleotides. RefSeq lists its product as uncharacterized. Lineage: Eukaryota; Fungi; Ascomycota; Sordariomycetes; Xylariales; Hypoxylaceae. The coding region runs from base 474 to 839 and encodes 121 amino acids. The record is from RefSeq and is a predicted model, not a curated record. The transcript is spliced from 2 exons.